Molecule: messenger RNA, 1697 nt
Organism: Musa acuminata AAA Group (dessert banana)
Lineage: Eukaryota; Viridiplantae; Streptophyta; Magnoliopsida; Zingiberales; Musaceae
Product: tryptophan aminotransferase-related protein 4
Exons: 5
Coding region: 182-1543 (453 amino acids)
Biological process (GO): amino acid metabolic process
Molecular function (GO): transaminase activity; carbon-sulfur lyase activity
Source: RefSeq, a predicted model, not a curated record
GAGGAAACGGAUUCGGACUUCUUUUAUAGAAUCCGACCCGUUUUAACCAUGCCAAUUAUUACAUGGUAUAUUCCUUAGCGUAAUAUUCUUUCGAGAUUCUCUCUCUCUCGGAAUAAACGAGUCGCAGAAUCCAUACCAUCGAUGCCGAAGGUGGCGGCGGCUUCCUGCGUGUGCGGUGUGAAUGGACGAGGCAAGACGUGGAGGGCGGCGGCGCCCGGGGCUGAAGCUCCUUCUCUUCCUCCACGCUUCCCUCUUCCUCAACGUCUUCUUCUUCUGCUACCUCGUCCUGUCCCGCCACCAGCCGCCGCCUGGGUGGGCUCGCUCCGCCGCCAGGGACGCCGAGGCCGUCGCCGCGAUCGACUGCUCUGGCCACGGCCGCGCCUUUCUGGCCGGCGGAGGUCUCCCCGCGUGCGAGUGCAACGCGUGCUACUCCGGCGACGACUGCUCCCAGCUGCUGCUCGACUGCCCCGCCGACGCCGACAGUGAGGAUCCAUUGUUUUUGGAGCCAUACUGGCAGCAGCAUGCAUCAACCAGCUCGAUCGUCUUGCCAGGAUGGCAGUGCAUGAGUUCUCAGACCAUGGGCGGUGACUUCAUUUCCGCCGAGCUCGACAGGCAUGUUCGUCUCCUUCACAAAGCUGCGGAGAACGCAAUCACGGAUGGAAAGUUCAUCCUCUUUGGAUCAGAGGUAGCCGAGCUCCUCCAUGCUCUGGUUCACGCCCUCUCUGCCGACAAUGCCUCCUCAUCCCCUGCAUGUCUCGUUGCAUCGGCUCCCCACAACCCAUUUGGAAGAAGACAACAUGAAUGUAUAGGAAUUAGAUCUAAUUAUGUGAAAGGAUCAGUCUCACCUGCAACAAAGAUCAUUGAGUAUGUCACUUCGCCGAACGAUCCAGAUGGGCUCUUGCAGCAAUCUGUUCUCGGUGCAUCGGCAGUGAUCCAUGAUCAUGCCUAUUUUUGGCCUCACUAUUCAUCAAUACCAGCUCCAGCAGAUGAAGAUAUUAUGCUGUUUACCAUUUCCAAGAUCUCAGGCCAUGCUGGUAUCAGGCUUUGGUGGGCAGUAAUAAAGGAUCAGAAAACAUACCAGAAAGCUGCAGAAUACAUGUCUUUGAACACCAUGGUUGUUUCUUGUGAUGUCCAACUAAGAGUUCUGAAGCUCAUCAGAGUGGUGAUAGCAGAGAUGGGAAAAGGAGGAGGCAUUUUCGAAUUUGGUUACAAGACACUGAAGACGAGGUGGAGCAAAUUGCAUAAGCUCAUCUCCUCUUCCAAUCGUUUCUCUAUCCAACCACUCCUUCCUCGUUAUUGCAACUACUUCAAAAGGAUCCGAGACCCAUCUCCAGCUUAUGCUUGGCUAAAGUGCGAGACGGAGGAAGACAAGGACUGCUAUUCUGUGCUUAAGACAUCGGGCAUCACCUCGCGCUCUGGUACACUCUUUGAAGCCAACAGCCAUUACACACGCCUAAGCCUUGUUAAGACAGAAGAUGACUUUGAUUUGUUGACGAUGAGGAUGGAGGCUCUCUUAUCCAAGGAGUUGAUUGCAUCCUCGUGAGACCCUGAACAAGCAAUCAGGAGUGUCAGUACUUGUAUUCAUGCAUCUUUGUUGUUGUAUCGCUUGCUCAUAUUAGCUAGCAACUAUGAGAUCCUCGGUUUAUCAAACUAGAUUGUAUCAUGCUUGGACAAAUAAAAACUGGUUUAUUCAGCAA